AUGAAAAUGAAGGGCCCCAAGCCCUCCGCCUUUGGUUUGUCUGCCAACAGGGACUGCAUCAGGGUCCAAACCAACGGCUCUCAGGCCGGCGACCCCACUCCCAGCGGCUGCACCCCAGAGCUCCCAGCGGCCUCCAACAUGGGCUGCGGGGCCAGCACGCCCAAAACCAAGGACUAUGGCACCACCACGGCGGCUUCGCACAAGGCCGCAAGAACAAAGCCGGGGGACGCCAAAUCGGAGUUUGACAUCGGCCCAGGCUACAAGGCGGUGAAGCACCUAGGCCAAGGCGGCACCGGAGACACGUGGCACUUCAAAGACUUGAGCAACGGGCGGGAUGUGGCGGUCAAGUUCAUCAAGCGGCCGCUGCCCAAGGUGCUACAGAUCAACAUCCUGCGCGAGUUCUCGAUCCAAGCCGACCUGGGCUACGGCCAUGAGCACGUGAUCAAGGCGUACGAGGCGGUGCUGACCCCCUCGCACCUCUGCCUAGUGAUGGAGAUGGCGGCGGGCGGCAGCCUGACGUCGUAUGUGGCGGACAAGUGGCAGAAGGCGCAGGCGCUGGGGCUGUUCCUGAGCGAGGACGAGGCGCGGUACUUCUUCAAGCAAUUCCUGAGCGCUGUCAAGUACUGCCACAGCCACUGCGUGGCGCACCGAGACCUCAAGCUGGACAACACGCUGCUGGACAGCGGCGACCCGCCCGUCCUCAAGAUCUGCGACUUUGGCUUUGCCAAGACGUGGAGCGAGGAGGCAAAUAUGUUCACGCAGAUAGGCACGCCGGUCUACAUGAGCCCUGAGCUGAUCAACAGCAAAAACGGCAAGAUUGGGUACGACGGGCGCAGCGUGGACGUGUGGGCCAGCGGCAUCCUGCUACUGGUCAUGCUGCUGGGCUCCUUCCCCUUUGACCACACAGAGCACCCCGACCCCAACCCCAGCGAGGCGCACCUGGAGGUCUGGCUGCAGCAGGUGUCCAAGCGGUGGAGGGAGGUGCCGCACAUGGCGGAAGCCAUCAAGAAGCUCUCCCCCGAGUGCAAGGACCUGCUGAACCGCAUCUUUGUGAUUGACGCCAAGAAGCGGAUCACGAUUGAGGACAUCGAGCGGCACCCCUGGUACCGCAAGGGCCUGCCGCCCAAGUACCAGGAGGUGAUGGACCGGCUGGCGCGGCAGCACGCCGAGAUCGAGACCUACCACGAGAUGCACAACAAGCGGGAGGAUGCUGUGGUGAUGCGCAGCAAGGCGCUGGAGGAGAUGGUGGCUGAGGCCACCACGCGGCCCAUGCCCGGCAGCGAGGUGCCCAUCAAGCGCAUCGACCUGCGGGAGGCGGCCGUGCUGGAGGGCGGGGUGCACGACCAGGCGGCGGCAGCGGCGGCAGCCACCGCGCCUGCAUCAUAG
Molecule: messenger RNA, 1386 nt
Organism: Chlorella variabilis
Lineage: Eukaryota; Viridiplantae; Chlorophyta; Trebouxiophyceae; Chlorellales; Chlorellaceae
Exons: 14
Coding region: 1-1386 (461 amino acids)
Biological process (GO): intracellular signal transduction; protein phosphorylation
Molecular function (GO): ATP binding; protein serine/threonine kinase activity
Source: RefSeq, a predicted model, not a curated record